Molecule: messenger RNA, 3980 nt
Organism: Crotalus tigris (Tiger rattlesnake)
Lineage: Eukaryota; Metazoa; Chordata; Lepidosauria; Squamata; Viperidae
Gene: INSIG2
Product: insulin induced gene 2
Exons: 6
Coding region: 491-1168 (225 amino acids)
Biological process (GO): cholesterol biosynthetic process; cellular response to insulin stimulus; SREBP-SCAP complex retention in endoplasmic reticulum
Cellular component (GO): endoplasmic reticulum; SREBP-SCAP-Insig complex
Source: RefSeq, a predicted model, not a curated record
UAAGAAUUAUUAGAUAUGUAAAAAGUAAAAAAAAAUGCAGCUUGCAGACGCUUACUUUAGUUCUCUGGUAAAUAAGAUACAGAACCUUGAGUUAGUAGUAAUGUUCAAUAUCUGCAUAUACUUCAACGUAUUGUGAACAUUUGUGGAAUGGAAAAUAAUACUGUAUAAGGGAAAUUUACAAGCUGUUGCUGCAACGUCUAUUCUGUUUGCUCAAGAAUAAGAAUAUUAAAAUGCAAACGGUAGGCAGAUUCUGAAUGUAUAAAACAGUAUAGUUUUUUUUUCUUUUAACAUUCCUGAUGACUGAACUGCCAGAUACUGAGUCUAUGUAGAACAAGCAUAUUGAAUGACAAAUUGGAAAAAGAAGUGUCUAGGAAGAGAAUUUUGCCAUUCAGUUCCAGGAAGUUAUUGUUUGUUUGGAUACCAUUUCUUUUUUAUAUUUGAAUACAGCUUCAAGUCUCUGUUCUAAAUAUUGUUGGAAACACAUGAGGCCAUGGCAGAUGUUGAUGUUCAAACAUCCAUACCCAAAAGGUGUGGUCCAUACAUUUCUUCCAUCACCAGCCACAGCUUGAACCUGGUCCUUCGUGGGAUAGUCCUGUUCUUAAUUGGAGUCCUUCUUGCAUUAAUAUUAAACUUGCUUCAGAUACAAAGAAAUGUCACCUUAUUUCCACCGGAUGUGAUUACAAGCAUCUUUUCUUCAGCUUGGUGGGUACCCCUUGGAUGCGGCACAGCAUCAGCUGUAAUUGGAUUAUUGUACCCAUGCAUGGAUAGACAUCUGGGAGAACCUCAUAAAUUGAAGAGAGAGUGGUCCAGCGUGAUGAGAUGCGUAGCAGUCUUUGUUGGCAUAAAUCAUGCCAGUGCUAAAGUGGAUUUUGCCAACAACUUUCAGUUGUCUCUCACGCUUGCUGCACUUUCAGUGGGGCUCUGGUGGACUUUUGAUAGAUCUCGAAGUGGUUUUGGACUUGGAAUAGGAAUUGCAUUUUUAGCCACUUUGGUGACUCAGCUUUUGGUCUACAAUGGAGUUUAUCAAUACACAUCUCCUGACUUCCUUUAUGUCCGUUCCUGGUUGCCCUGUAUAUUCUUUGCUGGUGGAAUAACUAUGGGAAACAUUGGCAGGCAGCUAGCAAUGUAUGAAUGUAAAGUUAUUACGGAAAAGUCUCAUCAAGACUGACAAGAGCAAAAAAUACUUUUCUCACAGGAGGAGGAUGAGCAGACUGAGAAGAGCACACAAUAGAGAGAACUCGAUUAUAUAAUUGCCAAAAAAAAAAAAAAAAGCAAUCUCCCUCUCUUGUUUCUUCUGGUCUUGUCCCUGGUUGUGUCUCUGGCCUGGUCCACUCGCAAAGGCACUAUUUACUGCAAUCUGUGAUUGCUGAACCUCUGGGUCACUUAAAAAUCCUGGCAUUUUAGGAACGUGAUCUGUGCGAAACAGUGCUUCAGUGCAAUAUGCUGGAGAAAGUAUUGGCUUCUGAGUAGGAUCCUGAACUAGGCUAGGCUUGCCAUGUAGUGUCCCUACACACACACACACACACACACACACACACACACUGUAAGGUUCUUGUGCCAAACCAAGCUUACAACAAAACAAAGUAUCACCCCCUCCUCUCCUGGCUGCAUUACUUUUUACUUACUUUGGCCAAUUUUGAGAGAGGUGGUAUUCUUAAGAGUGUUGCUGUUUUAUUGUACCUCAGGUCAGAGGGAUAAAGGGUCCCCAAGGACACUGAUGGAAUCAGCAUCAAAAGUAUAAUCAGUGCUGUGACUUCUCUUGGUAAAAAGGUAAAUAAAUUUACAGAAUAGCUGCACAUAAUGUGAACAUGGAUAUUCUGUUUUGUAUCAAGAGUUGAUGGCAUAGUUGGAUGCAAAUGCACGAUUUGCAAUACAAAUGAGUAGUACUGCUACUGCACUCUCCAUGUCUAUGCCUGUAGUGUGUUGAGUGUGGGACCACUCUGUAAAUAAAUACACCCUGUUGUAGGACCCUUCAUCCCAUAGCAGCAGCAGCAAUAUAGCUGUUUAUUGAGCUGUGAUUCACGCUAAAUGGUAAUAUUAAGGCUCUCCAUAAAUAAGACAUUUACAGUUGGUAGUUUAGUUCUGGAAAUAUGAAAAUCCAACUUUCUUUUUAAGUUUGGUAAGAUGAACUUCAGUGUAGUAAUUGAAAGUACCUCUCUCACUUUGUAUAGUAAAACAUGGGUAGCUGCUUGCAUUCUGAUCAUAGGAACUAUAAAUGUUCCUUUACUGAGAUUGUUAUUGCUGUUAGAGAAAUGUCAUAUGACAAGGUAAAUUCUAACAAAAGAGAGGCACAGCUGAAGACAAUAUUAUGGUACUGCAUCAGUAGAGCUGAUCCUUGAGUUUGGUAAAAAGGAGAAAGGAAAAAGAAACUUCUUUAUAAUACCAUUUUAAAUCAUUCAAUUUAAUUGCUACUAUAAUCUGUGUAUAAAGUGAAAAGCUGCUGGUGUUUUUUAAAAAAAAUUAUACUCAGUGCAAGUUUUAAAAAAUGCAGCCACUCAAAGAGGCUGUUAUUGGUCCAAAGAAAAAUAUGUGCGUGUAUAAAUUAUAUAUAUAUAAUUUUAUUUUUCUUUUAAUAUAUUCAUAAAAAUGUAGAAUUGGAAAACUAAGAUUUUUAAAGACUUGCACACUAAUACAUGAAGAAUAUGCAAUGAGAGCCUGGGGGGAAAAUAAACCAAGCUUUGGAAAGGAAAAUGUGCAAUCAAUAAGUCUUAGAAAAAUAGCAAACAGUAUGCAAAAUAGCAGUAGCUUUAAUUUUCGACUAGCUGUUGCAAAUUCACACUAUUGCACUACAAGGUCUUUAAUAUAGUUGUAAUGUUAUCAGAUUGAAUAUUAGAAAACACUUAAAGUGUUAGUGCACCUCCCUAUAUGCCUUUCCCCAUAUGAAAUAUACCGCAAAACAAUUCAUAAGGCUUAAUUUUAAGACAUCUCUAACAGCGUAAUGUCUCUGAGUGGCUUAAGAUUGAGAGAUCUGGUCCUUAUUGAGUUUAUUUGGUUCUGCUGAAUCCAGUUCUUCAGAGUUGUCAGCAGAGCUUAUUAAAAUGAUAGGAGUCCUUUGAAGGUUUAACUAUGAUAACCUAGCUCUUACCAGAUAGUCUAAUUAUUGAAUUGGAGUGUUGCUGUAACAAAAUACAACUUGUGUGGCUUUGAAUGGAGCUGCAUCAUAAUUUUGUAGUUAUCUGGCCUCCUAACACAUGGGUGGUAUACAUGUUUUUAAAAUAAGAUCUGUUACUUUGUAGUUUUGUGGGCAGAUUUUACGGGAUUAAGCUACCUUAAAGUGAAAGGGAAUAAUGGCUUUCACAAGGUUUACUAAGUCUAAUUGCAGGUAAUAGUGUUAUUUGGUUCAAUUUAUGGGUGUAAUGACUGAUUGCCAAUGAUGACUUUUCUGCAGAAGAUAUUGGACUUAAUCGUAAUAGUUCUUCAUUAUCUUGCUAAGAAGUCCAGAAUAGUUCACAGGUUUUCGUAAACCUUAAAACAUGAAGUCGUAUCUCAUUGCAUAUUGUCCUGAAGACAGAUACCACCAUUUGCAUAUUAGCUUAUUCAGUAAUCAUCAUAGUUGCUCUUCAGUGAAUAUGCACCCACUUGAAAUUUUUUUGACCAGCACUUCUGAUAUGGAGCAAAUUACUCAUCUUUUCAAAGUCACUUUGAUAGGCCGCUAUUAUCUCUUAAAUAUUUCUAUUGAGCAAAAUUUACAUUGUUUCUCUGUAUUACCAUCAGCCGGUACUGAAUUAUGAGAGGAGAGGUUUGUGAUGAGAAUGCCUUAAUUACAGUGGUGGGAGAAAAGCAACUGCUAUAUGAUGUGUCACUAUAAUAAUACAUUGUCUUCAAAAUGCUGUAUAGAGGAUGAAUAAGGUAUAUUUUAGAUACAACUUUGUAAGCACUAUAAACUCUUCACUAGUUGUGAACAAGUUGUUAAUGUUUACUUCAGGCUGCUGUUAAAAGCAAAAUAUGUAUUAAAUAAAAUUACAGUCUUGAAAACUUAA